AUGAAGUAUAUUCUUAAAUUGUUGGAUAGUAUAAACCAAUGCUUAAUACCAAAACUAGCAAAAAAUUUUGAUGAACGGGAGAAUCAUCCAGAGUUUGAAAUUCGAAAUAAUACCCUAGAUCAAAACUUCAAAUCUCUUGAACAGUACUUAGGCGAUCUGGAUCUUCCAAAUACCAAAGGAACCGCCACGAUUAUAGCAGCACUUAUUAUUUUAUACAAAGAAUUAGAUUGUGAAUGCCCGUGGAAUGGCGAAAAAUCAAAAGAAUAUUCGAAAAAAUUAAAUAUUUACUUUGAACUUGUUUGUGGUUCUCGUUUGGACACUAUAUUGCAUGAGAACAAAAAUUAUAAUAUACAAGAAAUAUUCAAUAUAUGUUUAGAAAAUUUGCACAGCAAGUUGACAUACGAGAAUUUCAAAAAAUAUCCCGGCCAAGUUGAAGUGUAUUGCUGGCUCGCUAAAGAUUUGAGGAGAUUUCAAGUUAAAGUGAAACCAGCGCAAGUUUUUCCAGCGGCCCUGCUUCUUAUUGAAGAUUAUAUAAAUAUUAAUACAAGCAAGGGACUUAUAUGUUGUUUAUCGAUACUAAGAUGUCUGAAACCUGGUGAUUUUGAAGGUGGUAACUAUUAUGAAGUUAUAUACAGGAGUUUAAAUAAAACUUUCAUUGAGCCAGAUGCGGAUAUAACUAAACUGACUCAUGCUUGUCUGCUAGAGUUGUGUGAAAUUUUUCCUCCUAUAUUUAAGACACAAAAACUCCAAGAAAUGUAUACUGGAAUUCUAGACCAAUUAAUGACUGAAUCAAAUUUAUACAGGAAAGGAGAAUGUUUGAGUUUUGCAAAAUCUAUUAUAGAGAUGCACAAAGUGAACUGUGUCAGUGAGAACACUUUUAAAGUUAUAAUAUGUGAUUGUUUAGAUAUAUGCACUAACGAGGUUGUGGCCGAUAUACUUUUAAAUAAGACAUUUUAG
Messenger RNA from Danaus chrysippus (African queen), 957 nucleotides. The record is from the annotation of a GenBank genome assembly. NCBI's taxonomy places the organism in Eukaryota, Metazoa, Arthropoda, Insecta, Lepidoptera, Nymphalidae.